GAAUAAUUUCUUCCCUCUCUUACAGUAGUGAAAUGAUAGGAGAAAAGCUGGGGGAUCCAGUGUGGUGGCACUAAUCAAAUCUUGUUAGAUCUGUGCUUUUCUACCAAGUUAUUCUUUGAGAUUUUGGCUGUUCAGGUUUUGCUUUUUAGAAUAGUAGAGGGCCUGAGAACUGGGAAAUACGCCUUUGAAUCUAGGAAGACACUUCAGGAAGUCUCUGUUAUGCGAGCAGUGUCUUUGUUUUGAGAAGGUGUCUCUGCUGGUCACUGAAGAGCCCUGUACUGUGGAAAUUUGCCUGUGCAAACUUGACAGCCAAACAAAAAGGAAGCUUAUACUUGUCAUUGUGUUUAUCAUGAGUGAGAUGUUGCCAAGCUAUCUCACAAGAUGUUUUUAUUUCAGAAGGCUGUAAAGAGUGAAUGCACUCUAAAAAGGCUUAAGCUUUGUGGUUUGAAUGCUUUUAAUUUGUUUUAUGUCCUAAGUUAGUCUAAAAUCUCAAUUGCUUCAAUCAUUAAGUGAUACAUAAGAAAUAUUUACCCAGCAGCUGACUGUUGUCCCUCAACAUGUAUGUGAGAGCAAACUUAGGCAAAACUUUUGACUUUUACUUUACAGUUUGUUUUUGCAAAGUUUCUGUAUUAUGUAGAGCCUCUGAUGGAAACCUUACUAUUCUAUGAUUUGGUGAUUAGUUUUGUUAUGAUCUGUUAAGUCAUAGUACAUAUCUGGUUUUGUUACAGUCCUGUUUUGAUUUCUGCUUUAGUACCAGUUAAACGUGGCAUAUGAAAAUAUUCUCAUUUUUUUUUGUAUAUGUGUGAUCAUACAGUACUGAAUAACUGAGAGCUACUACAAUGGUCUUCCAUACUGGAAAUACUAGUGUAGAGAGAUGUUUGCUGCUUUGUUUAGCUUAUUGGCUUCCUGUAUAAAUAAUUUUCAUAAGAGACUUCUAAUCCUAUCUUCAAAAAGCUAAUUGCUUUUUCUUUGGCAGUGCUUAUAUCUUUUCGUUAGUGAAUCUAGGUUGACAAGUGCACCUUUACAAGAUUAUAGGGAAAAGAAUUCUCUAACUCUGCUUACAUUUAGCUGCAAAUGUAUCUUAGCUUAUAUAGCUUCAUCUUGUCUUAACUGCUAAAAUCUGUGUUUUCCUGGUACAGUGUUUAUGAAGCCUUGUGCCAUUAUGCAGUAAAUCUUUUGACUGUUUGUUUCCUCGUAUUGCCAUUAUUCCUAAGACUAUGAAUUCUUUAUUCUGAAAUAGUCUUUCUGUAUAAAACUUUUUUUCCUUUUGCUUUCUUCUGGUAGCUCAUUUUGAAUAUACUUUGGGAGAUGGAGGUCUCCCAAGAAUCUGAGCUUGAAAAAAAUACUUUCCUUAGCUGAGAAUCAGUUUCUCAAAAUGCUUAUGCUCCAUCUGCUGUCAUAGUAGUUGGCCUGCUUUGCUUCAGGAUUUUUGCAUUUUCUCAGCAAUGGAUUUUACUUGAAAGUCAGAAUCUAACAGAAGCUUAUUUCAAUAGUGAGAGGCUGUAUUUAUAUUUGUAGAGAGAACUCUUCAGCUUUUCUGUUGGUAAGGAGUGGAGAAAAACAGUUGAAGAGGGGAAAUGAAUUAUUCUGUGGAAUCAAGAGAUACUUUAAACAGUAUUGCCUUGAAAUUUGAUACAACACCCAAUGAACUGGUUCAAUUAAAUAAGCUUUUCUCCAGAGCAGUUGUUCCUGGACAGAUUUUGUAUGUUCCUGACCCAGACUACAUUUCUAGUGUGGACAGCUCCCCCUCUCUAAGUCCUGUAAGUCCCCUAUCACCUACAUCUUCCGAAGCAGAGCUUGACAAGGCUACAGUAAAUGAUUCAGAUGGAGUCCAACAGAAGGAGUCAGCUGUUUCACCAGCACAUGCGUGUGUUCGUCCUUCAAGAGUGGUAUCAUCUACCUCCGAAGAGGAGGAAGCAUUUACAGAGAAGUUUCUAAAAAUUAAUUGCAAGUACAUCACUAAUGGCAAGGGUACGGUCAAUGGUGUGCUGCUAGUGACACCAAAUAACAUCAUGUUUGAUCCUCAUAAAAUGGAUCCUCUGGUCCAAGAGAAUGGCUGUGAAGAAUAUGGCAUCAUGUGUCCAAUGGAAGAAGUGAUGUCAGCUGCUCUGUAUAAGGAAAUUGUCGACAGCAAAAUUAAGGAGUCAUUAAGCAUAGAUGUAGACCAGCUGUCAAUAAGGGAACUUGGCCAUUCCAAGAAAGCUGCAAAGAGCAAUACAGAUGACACGGAUUCCAGGGUUCGGGACACAGGCAAUGACAGUGCUAGUACUGCCCCAAGAAGCACAGAGGAGUCUCUUUCAGAAGAUGUAUUCACAGAAUCAGAACUCUCUCCAAUACGUGAGGAACUUAUUUCCUCAGAUGAGCUUCGACAAGAUAAAUCUUCUGGAGCAUCAUCAGAAUCUGUCCAAACAAUAAACCAGACUAGUGCUGAAUGUUUAACAGUCAUUUCAGACUCAAAUGAAGCUGCCAGUGACUUAAAGCCCAGUGCCGAAGUGGUUGGAGAUGUUAAACAGUUUGGUACCCACUUAAGUUCAGAACAUGCUAAAAAGUCUAUAAAGGGAGGACAAGAACCUGGUGAAAAUACUGCAGAUGUCCUCCAGCAGUCUUUACAAAGAUCACAGGGUAGUGAGGAGCACAGCAAGGAGACACAAGUGGGCAAGGAUCAAGGUUCCUCAGUAGGAAAAAAAGCAGGUAAUGAGAUGGAAGAGGAAUGUCCGGGUUGUGAAGAUACCACAGACUCUCGAAAGCAAGAGACAUCUAGCAAAAGAAAAGAAAUGGGAGAGCCAAGUCAAGACUCAACAUCAGAGGCAGAAGUUGAAGAACUCCGCAAGCUCUGGAAGACUCACACUAUGCAACAAACAAAACAACAAAGAGAAAACAUGCACCAGGAUUCCCAAAAAGAAAUCAGUCAGAAAGCUGUAUCUGCAGGAGAUGGGCGGUUAGAAGGUUCUUCUGUUAUGAAAGAAAAAAGACGGCAUCGAUCUCACAAGUUUCUGUGUCUCAGGGUUGGAAAACCCAUGAGAAAAACAUUUGUUUCUCAAGCAAGUGCAACAAUGCAACAGUAUGCACAAAGGGACAAAAAACAUGAGUACUGGUUUGCUGUUCCACAAGAAAGGACAGAUCAUUUGUAUGUCUUCUUUAUCCAGUGGAGUCCAGAGAUAUAUGCAGAAGAUACUGGGGAGUCUCUUCGGGAACCUGGAUUUAUAGUGGUAAAAAAGAAGGAAGAGCCUGAAACUACUGAAGAAUCAAGUACUGAAGAUGCUGCUAAAGAAUGGGAGGUAGUGUCAGUGGCUGAGUAUCACCGCAGGAUCGAUGCUCUAAAUAGCGAAGAACUGCGCACACUCUGCAGACGUCUCCAGAUAACAACAAGAGAAGAUACCAAUUCAAAACAGGCAACAAAUAUCAAAACAGACCUGGAGCCUGAAGCAUUCCGGCCAAAUCUUAGUGAUCCAAGUGAAUUACUACAGCCAGAACAAAUUGAAAAGCUCACAAAGUCUCUUCCACCACGGACUAUUGGCUAUCCAUGGACUCUUGUCUACAGUACUGCAAAGCAUGGCAUGAGCUUGAAGACCUUGUAUCGGACAAUGAUGGGAUUAGACACGCCUGUGCUGUUGGUUAUCAAAGACAGUGAUGGACAGGUUUUUGGUGCACUAGCAUCUGAACCGUUUAAAGUGAGCGAUGGCUUUUAUGGCACUGGGGAGACCUUUAUGUUCACUUUUUCUCCAGAUUUUGAGGUUUUUAAAUGGACAGGAGACAACAUGUUCUUCAUUAAAGGAGACAUGGACUCUCUUGCUUUUGGUGGAGGAGGAGGAGAGUUUGCUCUUUGGCUUGAUGGUGAUCUCUACCAUGGAAGAAGUCAUUCAUGUAAAACAUUUGGGAAUCACACACUUUCUAAGCGAGAAGACUUCACUAUUCAAGACAUAGAAAUAUGGGCUUUUGAAUAAGUAUUUCACUAUUUCUACAGGUUAUUGUCCCAAACCUGACAUGAAUCAGUGCAGCUUAAAAAUCCCUAGGAGCAAUAUAAUGUAUUUUACUUAUCUGGGUUUUUUGGUUUUUUUUUCUAAUUUUUCAGUGUGGCCAUUAGUUAUUAUUUUUAAAUAGCAGAAGUUUUUUCAUGCUCUUGCAUCUGUAAUAUACUGUCAUACUUUUUCUAAGCUAUAGACUCUUUUACAAAAUAUUGACCUUGUAGACUAAAAAUUAACAUUAGUUUGUGCCCUGUGGCCUGCAAAAUUUUCUUAUCCAUAUUACAGUUGCCUCCCAGGUUUCCCACACACACCUUUCCUGCAAUCCUGCUAGGGGGCUGCUUCAUUGAAUAUAGCUUAUUAUUUUUGUAUUCAAAUUAUGUCUAUGAAUGAAGUUGCCCUCUGUGAACCUCUGAGAAAGCUGCGUGUGGGUAUUUGGCAGCAGCACUGCAGAGAUUGGUCCAGACCAAUGAUGGGUUAUUCAAUUGGUGCCACAAAUGGAUGAGAAGCUGAGCAUUCCUUCUUAACGCAGCCCAGUACACACGUGGUGAAGUUAGAAGGUAUCCAAAGUCAACAGUGCCACUUGUCUUGUUUCUUGUUCAUGUGUAGAAAAAAGUCAGUUAAUAUGUGUUGUAGCUGCAUGCUGAUUGUAUGUAGAGUGUUUUGCACAUGCUGUUAAUGAUCUGCAGGUUUGGGACAAAUACUGAAAAUAUUGAGCUAAGUGGCAAAGACUACAAAAUAGCAAGCGAAUGUAAUAUGAUAGUUCCAAAAAAUUAAAAGGCUAAAGCAAGCAAAACUCAGUGAACAAUUUGUAGCUAUAGUAGGGCAUUAAAAGUACAGAAACAGAUGCAUCUUUCUUCAACAUAAAGUGUCAGAUAUAUACUGUUAUACUGUUGUAGCCGUGUAGCACAUCAGCUCCAAGAAUAUAGCUUAUUCCUGUCCAAAGAAAAAAAUUAUUUGUGAUGUUUUUGAGUGGGUCUAUGUUGUAAAUUUACAAUUAGCACCAGCUCUGAUUAAAAUAACAUCAUGUAUCAUAGGUAGACAAUAUUGUAAUUCAGUAGACUUGUGGAAUAUGCAAACUUACUGUCAUGUGACCUCAAAAAAUAAAUGACAGGCUAGAAUACAGUUCCAGUAGCUCUUGUCCACUUUUGUAGAAAACUUGAUAAGCCAUUGUGGCAAUAACAGCUCAACAAAACUGUUUGUUUCAAAGCUUUUAUUCUAUGUUCUGCAAAAAGAAAAAAAACCAAAAAAGAACAAAAAAAUUGCUGUUAAGUGUGACAGUGACUGACUUUGUGCUGAAAUUUCAGCUAUUUCGGACAAACAUUGUAUAUUUUCUUGUAAAUUAAUGUUUAAAGUAGUUUUGUUAUUAUAGAAAAGUGUUGAUUGACGGGUUGCUUAUAGCACUUUAAAUUAUUCUAGAAAUGGAAUAAAAGCCAAAUGUGUUGGCUUACAUAGAUGUAGUUGUAUAUUUCAAAAUAUUUACAUUUCUGGAAAGUUAAAAAAAAAACUUAUUUGAAGACAGCUUACUGCUAUGGUAAUGAGAAAGGGCAGAUGUUUCACCUAUAAUAUGCUAAUGCUCAAUAUGAAUAGAAAAACAGGGCUUUGUUUCCUGUCUCUAUGUAUAUCUCUUUAUCCUUAUUAGAACUUAGUACAAUGUGUAGAGUAAAUGUUUACAAAAUAAGGAACUGUAAAUAAAUUGAAAUGGCUUUUCUCCCCUUUGGUCUUCCACAGCAGUAUUAUUGUCUUUGUGGAGUUACAACUGAUUAUUACAACAACAAAAAAAUCCUGUAAUGGAUUCUAAGUUCUAUAAGCUCACAGUGAUGUAUAGCAAAUAAAUCUAAAUAUAUGUAAAAAUAAA
Messenger RNA from Sturnus vulgaris (Common starling), 5820 nucleotides. The record is from RefSeq and is a predicted model, not a curated record. Lineage: Eukaryota; Metazoa; Chordata; Aves; Passeriformes; Sturnidae.